Molecule: messenger RNA, 728 nt
Organism: Musca vetustissima
Lineage: Eukaryota; Metazoa; Arthropoda; Insecta; Diptera; Muscidae
Product: MIT domain-containing protein 1
Exons: 4
Coding region: 21-725 (234 amino acids)
Source: RefSeq, a predicted model, not a curated record
ACAAAAUUGACGCGGUAGUUAUGAACGCCAAAGACAUUUUAAUGAAAGCUGUCCAAUGCGACAAGGAUGGUCGCAUAUUGGAAGCUCAAGAUCUCUACCAAGAUGGUAUACAAAUUCUUAUGGAAUUGGUCGGUGAUGAGAAAGACACCGCCAAAAAGAAAGUCUACCUGGAACGCAUUAAAGAAUACAUCGACCGGGCCGAACAAAUAAAAUUGCGUGUUCAAAAACAUAUGGAAAGCGGUGAAAUUGUUGCCAACAUUCCCAUCGAUGACAACUCAACAGGUCACAGUUACAAAAGCCUAUUUGGGAAAUACCUAAAUGGUGCGGUAAAGGAAAUCCUAAUUGACGAGCCAUAUUUUACGGAGAGAUAUCAAUUUCAAAACUUUAUUGUUUUAUUGGAGUUAGCGGUAAAACAAUGCAAAAAUUUGAAAUAUGUAAGAGUGGUAACAAAACCCGACCCAAAAAAUCCCGCUGGACAAAAUUCAAUGAUGAAAAAUAUCAAAGAUGACUUAACUCAGAGGGGCAUAACAUUGUCCAUAAAAUUCGAAGCAACAUUACAUGAUCGUAAAAUUAUUUUAAGUAAUGGUUAUAUUAUAAAAAUUGGUCGUGGUUUACAUUUCUUUAAGCCCACUAAUCCACAGUAUACAUUGGGUUUGUGUGAUUACGAUUAUCGUAAUUGUCUGCAAACUGAUGUGGAUAUUUGUCGUACAAAAACAUUUUCGUAAUAU